Messenger RNA from Panicum hallii, 1403 nucleotides. Its product is annotated as trehalose 6-phosphate phosphatase RA3-like. Gene Ontology annotation, molecular function: trehalose-phosphatase activity. NCBI's taxonomy places the organism in Eukaryota, Viridiplantae, Streptophyta, Magnoliopsida, Poales, Poaceae. The coding region runs from base 1 to 1089 and encodes 362 amino acids. The record is from RefSeq and is a predicted model, not a curated record. Gene Ontology annotation, biological process: trehalose biosynthetic process. The transcript is spliced from 11 exons.
AUGACGUUCUCCACCGACGAGGCGGUCACCGCCGUGGCGGCGCCGGCUCAGGCGGGCCUGCAUUUCACGCCGUUCCCGCCGACGAAGGGCGCCGCCCGCGACUGCAAGAAGCUCGCCGCCGUGCACGUGGACCGCGCCACCCCCGGGUCCAUCGUGGGCGGCUCCUUGUUCGAGACCAUGAAGGCCUCCUCGCCGCGCCGCGCCGCCGACGCCGACGCCGAGCACGGCGACUGGAUGGAGAAGCACCCCUCGGCAUUGACGUGGUUCGAGGCGGCGCUCGGCGCGGCUAAGGGGAAGCAGAUCGUGAUGUUCCUGGACUACGACGGCACACUGUCGCCGAUCGUCGAGGACCCCGACCGCGCCGUUAUGUCCGAGGAGAUGAGGGAUGCCGUGCGUCGUGUCGCCGAGCACUUCCCCACCGCGAUUGUCAGCGGGAGAUGCAGGGACAAGGUGUUCAACUUCGUGAAGCUGAGGGAGCUGUACUACGCCGGGAGCCAUGGCAUGGACAUCGAGGGCCCAGCCAAGCAGUCCAACAAGCACGUCCAGGCAAAUGGCGAAGAAGUGGUUCACUACCAAGCGGGGAGGGAGUUCCUGCCUGUCAUCGAGGAGGUGUACCGCACGCUGACGGCCAGGAUGGAGGCCAUCGCCGGCGCCAGGGUGGAGCACAACAAGUACUGCCUCUCCGUCCACUUCCGCUGCGUCCAGGAGGAGGAAUGGAAUGCCGUGGAGGAGGAAGUCAGGUCGGUGCUCAAGGAGUACCCCCACCUCAAGCUCACUCAUGGCAGAAAGGUCCUGGAGAUUCGCCCCUCCAUCAAGUGGGACAAGGGCAAGGCCCUCGAGUUCCUGCUCGAGUCUCUCGGCUAUGCUGGGCGUAGCGACGUCUUCCCGAUUUACAUUGGAGAUGAUCGCACCGACGAGGACGCCUUCAAGGUGCUGCGCGGCAUGGGGCAGGGCAUCGGAAUCCUGGUGUCCAAGUUCCCAAAGGAGACGGCGGCAUCCUACUCGCUCCGCGACCCAGUCGAGGUCAAGGAGUUUCUUGGCAAGAUGGUGGAGCCCACCAAUGGCGACGGGCCAGUGAAGGCGGCCUAGUGCAGCAUGCAUGUCAACCAUUAGCUCAAUCAGACAUGGAUGGGGUGGAUGAUGGCGAGCAACAAAGGAGCUGAGCCUAUCUUUGGUUGCUUUCUUUUUGCUGCUCUAUGCAUGGAUAGUAGCCGCUCUACCGUACCUAGAACUUUGCACGCAUGCCCGAUAUAUCUGGCCGUGCGAUGGAGAAAACCUAGCUGCAUGCUAGGACCUUGUCUUGGGAGGUCCCUAUUAGUACUAGCUAGCUAUAUCCCUCCGGGCAAGGUCUUGUAAUUAGCCUUUGGUUCCAGUGACAGCGGAGAUGCAUGGCAGGGGGAGAG